Molecule: messenger RNA, 1782 nt
Organism: Pieris brassicae (large cabbage white)
Lineage: Eukaryota; Metazoa; Arthropoda; Insecta; Lepidoptera; Pieridae
Product: trypsin-1-like
Exons: 7
Coding region: 115-1044 (309 amino acids)
Biological process (GO): proteolysis
Molecular function (GO): serine-type endopeptidase activity
Source: RefSeq, a predicted model, not a curated record
UCUGAGAGCGCGCGACAAGUUUAAAUGAUGCGCAGAACUUGCGCGAAAUUCUAAAUUCGAAUACUUCGUGAUUUCCUUUUUAUUUUUUUUAUUAUCCAUGAAUAGAAAGCCAGGAUGGUGAAGUGUUUUAUUUUAUUGCUUCUGGUGACUUUCACUAGCACAGAGGACUUACAACGUCAGACGCGAGGAAUAUAUUCGAAGAAUUUCUUUGGAGGGGUUUGGGGCAAUCGUCCACCGCUGUUGGAACGAAACCAGGCCAGGACUUCGUGUAAUUGCAAAUGUGGCGAAAGGAAUGACGUAUCCCGUAUCGUAGGCGGGACUGAUGCUGCAAUCAAUGAGUUUCCUUGGAUAGUCAAACUAUCUUAUUUCAAGCGAUUCUACUGUGGUGGUACAGUUAUUAACGACAGAUAUGUGGUAACAGCAGCUCAUUGUGUUAAAGGAUUUAUGUGGUUCAUGAUCAAAGUGACCUUUGGGGAACACAACCGCUGCAACGCGACCACUCGACCGGAAACGAGAUUCGUCAUUCGCGUAAUAGCCAACAAGUUCAGCCUCACCAAUUUUGACAAUGACAUUGCGCUACUUCGCCUCAAUGAUAGGAUCCCGAUGUCUGCUGCCAUCAAGCCGAUUUGUCUUCCAUCUGAUCCAUCGAGUACAUUCGUCGGUGUAUUAGCCGUUGCAUCAGGUUGGGGAACUCUCACAGAAGAGGGCAAGGUGUCCUGCACUCUCCAGGAGGUAGAAGUUCCAGUAAUCAGCAACAAAGAGUGCAAGAACACAAAAUACUCUUCGUCCAUGAUCACGGAUAACAUGAUGUGUGCUGGAUAUCCGAAGACAGGACAAAAAGAUUCUUGCCAGGGCGACAGUGGAGGUCCACUCAUUGCAAUAAGCAAAGACAGUAAGAGAGACAAGCGAUAUGAACUCAUUGGUGUUGUGUCCUGGGGCAACGGUUGCGCUCGCAUCGGUUAUCCAGGUGUAUACACUCGCGUCACGAAAUAUCUCGCCUGGAUAAAGGAGAAUACCGUCGAUGGGUGUUACUGUUCCGAUUAAUUAUUGUCAAAAAUAUUGUAUAAUAAAUUUAUUGUAAUUCUUCUUCAAAAAGCAAAUCAGUCUUCACUGCCAUAACAUCGCUUAGCCAGAACAUCGCUUACAUUAAAACAGUCAAAUAAGACUGAUUUAGUUUUUAUAAGUAUUUAUAUAUUACAUAUUUAUAAAGGUUUAGCUGAGCACGGGGACAAAUUAUCUCCGCUAACAGGCUUAAUUAAUUUGUGUUCAUACAAUUUUCCAACACUUUUCCGAUAGCUUGACAAUUUGAAGGAUACUGCAAGCGCGUUAAUAUCUAAUAGUUUGAUAUUGUAAAACAAAAGAAGAUCGAAAUUAUUAUUGAUGAAAUUAAAAAGAGCUUAUUAAUAAAGCUUAUAUUUGAAAAAUCUAAUUAUAAAUCAUUCACGUUUAAACAAAUCAUCGUUUCCAUGAAUCAUGAAUUGUUUUUGUUACUAGACUUUGCUGGUACAUAAGAAGUAGGCGCUUCUGAAAUAAUAUUUGUUAUGAUUGUAAAGCUAUACUUAAGUUUCCGGAGAAGUUGUCCAGCGAGAGACGCCUAAGCCUUCUAAGCAAAUAAAGUCCCUUUUUAGGAAGAGGGAGUUUUGACACUUCCCUGUUGCCUAGGUUUUCGACCACAGAUCUGCCUGAUCGCGUACCUGUAAGGCUACUAUGUCCUAUAAAAAGCUACACUUAAAGUUAUGUAACGUACAUCAUUAUCACUGAUAAUUUCAAGAAAUAUAUAUA